Molecule: messenger RNA, 2687 nt
Organism: Chiloscyllium plagiosum (whitespotted bambooshark)
Lineage: Eukaryota; Metazoa; Chordata; Chondrichthyes; Orectolobiformes; Hemiscylliidae
Source: RefSeq, a predicted model, not a curated record
AGCAAAAGGUUAUUCAGUGGUCCCUCUGGUAGCAGAGACUCCCAAAUCCUCAAUUCUGUUUCUCUCAGACUGACCAUGAGUGGGGCAGCGUUGGGAAUCGAUGUUGUGGUGGUGUUCUUCCUGGCUCUGCUGGUUCUGUAUCGAUAUGCUGACUUCAGGAAGCAGCACAAGUUGGUGAUUGUGGCCACAGUGUUAGCCUGGUAUCUCUGCUUCCUCAUUGUCAUCAUCCUGCCUCUGGAUGUCACCAUGACCAUUUACAGACAGUGUGAAGUCGAUAGCUUCAGGAUAUCACCCAGCAGUGCCCCAAACUCCAGCAAGGUAUUCACAGCCAACAAGACCAACUCCUCCCACAGUGUGCCCGAUAUCCCAGUGCUGCAGCAAUGUUUCAAGCCUUGGAGUUACAUCCCGGAUGGAAUUCUGCCUGUUUUCUGGAGAGUUGUCUACUGGACAUCACAGUUUUUGACCUGGAUCUUACUGCCUUUUAUGCAGUCCUAUGCUCGUUCAGGUGACUUCUCCAUUGCGGGAAAGAUUAAGACUGCACUGUUUGAAAAUGCCAUCUACUACGGCACUUACCUGCUGAUUUUCGGAGCUCUCCUCAUCUACGUGGCUGUCCAUCCUGGGCUGAGGCUCGACUGGGACAAGCUCCAAACCAUUGGCAUCACUGCUGCUAACACAUGGGGGCUGUUUCUACUGGUGCUGCUGCUGGGGUAUGGCCUGGUGGAAAUCCCGCGCUCCUAUUGGAAUGCAGCCCGACGUGGUUACCUCCUCACCAAGACCCAGUUCAAAGUGGCGAAGUUGAUGACUGAGAAAGCAGAUGCUGAUGAGACCCUCGAGGAUGUGAUGGAGGAGGUCAGGAAGCUUAACGAAACAGUGAAAUAUAACCAUCCCUUCAGAAAGUACAUCGACACCAUCCUCCGAAAGUGUCCCACUGAGUACCAGGAGAGAAUGGGCAGGAACAUGGAUGACUAUGAAGACUUUGACCAGAACAGCAACAGCCUCCCAAGUGAGAAGAGUCUGGUCAGACUCCAUAAACAAGUGAUCUACGUGGUUCAGAGGCAGCAGCGAACGCGAGUCCAGUGGAAGAUGUUGUUGGAAGAAGCCUUUCACCUGGAGGAUGUAGCCAAGAAUGAAACCAGCAGCACCCACCAGUUUGUUCGUGGUUUCCAGAGCCAGGAGCCCAGGAGCUGGAUCAGCCGUUACCUAUAUACCCCUAGUGUAGAGUGGUACUGGGAAUGCUUGCUGCGGAGUUGGUGUUAUCGGAUUCUGGCUGUGGUUCUCUCGCUCUUCUCAAUAAUCGUCGUCUGGUCCGAAUGCACUUUUUUUAGCACCAAACCCGUCCUCUCGCUCUUUGCUAUCUUCAUCCAGGUGGCUGAGAAAACCUACAACUACCUCUACAUCGAGCUCGCCUGUUUCAUUAGUAUCUUCUUCCUGAGUAACUGCAUCUACUCCACUGUCUUCAGGAUUCGUAUUUUUAAUUACUACUACCUGGCUCCACACCAGCAGACUGAUGCCUAUAGUCUACUCUUCAGUGGAAUGUUGUUCUGCCGUCUGACACCACCAUUAUGUCUGAAUUUCUUGGGACUGAUCCACAUGGAUUCCGCAAUUUCACAUCAGCACAGAGAGCAGACUGCUUACACCUCGAUAAUGGGCUCAAUGCGGGUGAUAUCCUUCAUUGCUGAUGGAUUCUAUAUUUAUUAUCCGAUGCUGGUUGUAAUCCUCUGCAUUGCUACCUACUUCAGCCUGGGUACACGCUGCCUGAAUCUCCUUGGCUUCCAACAAUUUAUGGGAGAUAAUGAAAUGACAUCUGACCUUGUGGAUGAAGGAAAAGAGCUAAUUAAAAGAGAGAAAAGGAAACGGCAGCGACUUGAAGAUGGGGAGAAUCGGCGAAGGGAAUGGAAAGAACGCUAUGGAAACCAGAAAGAGGAUUUCACGCGGAACAGGGGCUCUCACUCUGAAAUACCUAGUUCAUUGCAUGCAACUAAGCGGGCUUCCACUAAGUACUCCCGCUCAAACAGUAGGUCAGAAAGGGAUUGCAUGGAGUUGCUGCAGGAUCCAGAGCCUAUGGAUUUUAAUGCUGACUCCUUCAGUGAUGACUGCCCUGAUCAGAACUCUGAGCUGGGAAGGUACCAGCCAAGUGGAAGGUAUUUGUCGAUGUCCCGCAGCCGGAUCUUUGAUGAUAUCUGAAUGUGCACAAAGGGUCAGUUCCACAGAUUUGCAUCUGCUUGAGUAUAAUCCACUAUCUGCCCUCAGCCACUGCUGGGGGUUGGAGGUUUUGUUGGGAAGGGAAGAGCAGAUCAGGCCCUUCCCACGUACUACAGUGACUGGACUUACUUCAAAAUUACUUUAUUGGUUGUAAAAAUGCUUUGGGAUAUCUUGAUGUCAUGGAGGGUUCUUUGGAAGUGCAAAUGUUCUUUCAUCCCUUCCUUCCAGUUAUACUGUUCACUGCAGGAGUAAAACUGAUAGUUGUGUGCUGAUAUUUCCAUUUGUGCAUGGACUGUGGGCCUGGGUUCAGGAGUACAUUUUUCAGAGACUCUUCUUUCUGGUUAAUUUUGCUCUUGCACUUUUUCUGCCCUUGGAAUGAAGGAUGCAUUUUGGGCUAGUAAUCAGAUUUCUGUAUUCACAUCUCGGUGUAAAAAAAUCAUUGUAAUUUAUUGGGUGUAUUUAAUAAAGUGUCAAGUUUAAACCUA